AACUGCAGCGUUUCUAAUUCCCCAUCUUGGACUCAGAGUAGACUGCAAGACUUUCCAGAUGAAUUCAGCAAGGUCUGCUGAAUUGUGAAAACUAGUCUGAGGAGUCUUUAUUGUGGACUCAGAAGAACUUGGCAGCUUGGGUGCCCAAGUGAAGUAGCGUGUGCCAGCUGGAUGGAGACUGGAGGAGCGUAUUUGCCUAAGAUACAUCCCAUGAAGAAGCAUCGCCAGUUGGAACAUGGGCAAGGGACAGCACUGUUAGUUGUCUCUAGGUACCUGGUCCGGAUAUCACUGCUGUUGCUGCUUCUAACUUUGCCUCCCUGUGUACUUCCUGUACCUACUCCAGCAGAUGAGAGUGGAGAGAUAGUGGAGUGGCUGACGCAGUAUGGAUACCUCCCUCCAGCUGAUCCAGUAACAGGUCAGCUGCAGACCUGGGAGGCUGUGACCAGCGCUAUCCGUGUAAUGCAACGUUUUGCAGGCAUCACUGAGACCGGGAUUCCAGAUGACGCCACGUUGACGCUGAUCCGAAUGCCUCGCUGUUCGUUGCCUGAUGUUAUCACCACCUUCCCAGAAAAGCUCCCUCUGAGGAGAAACAGGUGGAGGAGAAGGCGAAAGAGAAGAAAGAGUCGGGGCAGGCGGAAUGCAGGUUCAGUUUGGACCAAGAGGAAUAUCUCCUGGAAGGUGAAGACAUACCCACGAGAGGCCCGCCUUAGCCGGGAGACUAUGCGUGUAUUGAUGUAUUAUGCCUUGAAAGUGUGGAGCGAAGCCACGCCUUUGAACUUCCAUGAAGUGGGCAGCCACGGCGCAGACAUCUCUGUGGAAUUCCUCCAACUUGACCAUCGUGACGGCUACCCUUUCGAUGGGCCAGGUGGGAUGGUGGCCCAUGCCUUCUUUCCUGGAGACCCCCAAAGGGCUGGUGGUGUCCACUUUGACAGUGAUGAAGACUGGACCUUUCGCUCACCAGACGACUUUGGAACCGACCUCUUUGCUGUGGCUGUUCAUGAGUUUGGGCACAGCCUCGGCUUAGCGCAUUCGUCCUCCAAGCACUCCAUCAUGCGGCCGUAUUACCAGGGACCAGUGGGAGACCCAUUGCAGUACCAGCUUUACACGGACGAUCGGUCUGAGAUACAGAAGCUUUACGGGAGUAGAGUUCUUCAUUCCACAGAGAAACCAGAGGUAACCUCACUGCUCCCAGAUCUGCUGUCCAUGCCGCGUGAUUUCCCUGCUCUAAGGUCAGGGAAGGAAUUCCCCGAUCGUUGUGCCUCCAACGUUGAUGCCGUUGCUCAGAUCAGAGGGGAAACGUUCUUUUUCAAAGGUCAGUAUUUCUGGCGUCUGACCCAAGGACAGCAUCUCACCUCUUUGCGCCCUGCCUUGAUCACGGGCUUCUGGCGAGGCCUUCCUUCCAGCCUCCACAAAGUAGAUGCUGUGUACGAGAGGCACACGGAUCAUCGCAUCCUCUUCUUCAGUGGCUCUCUCUACUGGGUAUUUAAGGACAACGGUGUGGAAGAGGGUUACCCUCGCCCUGUCACAGACUUCGGGCUGCCUCAGGGGGGUAUUGAUGGUGCUUUCUCGUGGCCUCUAGACAGGAAGACUUAUUUCUUCAAGGGCGAACUCCACUGGUGCUAUGAUGAAGCCACAGGCCACAUGGAGGAGGGCCUCCCCGCCCACAAAACACCCUGGGGGCAGUUCCCCGCUUCGGUAGAUGCUGUGCUGAGCGAGAAUGACGGAACGGUGUUUGCCUUUAAGGGCGGGGAGUACUGGAAGUAUGACCAGCACAGUCUCAAGCUGCAGGCAGGCUACCCUCGUUCCAUAGCCGAGGACUGGCUGGAUUGCACAGGGGAACUGUACCCUCCCAGGAGUGUGCCCACCAGCCCCGCAUCUGGAGCCGAACUCCGGCCAGACUGGCGAGGCCCGCAGCUGGAGGUUGAGCGCUGUGUGUGCUUUUGUUCGGCCUUUCGAGCACUGUGUUCUGCUCGGCUCAGUUGUCUGCUGGUAGCUCUCCUGGCGCUGCAAGGUUUUGCCUAG
Messenger RNA from Euleptes europaea (tarantolino), 2022 nucleotides. RefSeq names its product matrix metalloproteinase-17-like. Gene Ontology annotation, molecular function: metalloendopeptidase activity; zinc ion binding. Gene Ontology annotation, cellular component: extracellular matrix. The coding region runs from base 172 to 2022 and encodes 616 amino acids. Gene Ontology annotation, biological process: collagen catabolic process; extracellular matrix organization; proteolysis. Lineage: Eukaryota; Metazoa; Chordata; Lepidosauria; Squamata; Sphaerodactylidae. The transcript has 10 exons. The record is from RefSeq and is a predicted model, not a curated record.